Molecule: messenger RNA, 381 nt
Organism: Vicia faba (fava bean)
Lineage: Eukaryota; Viridiplantae; Streptophyta; Magnoliopsida; Fabales; Fabaceae
Source: the annotation of a GenBank genome assembly
AUGACAAAGAAAAGAUUGUCAGGCUUUUGGUUCAGCAUGACAAUAAUGAUAAGAAUCUCUCUCUCUGUUAUUCCCAUUGUGGGGCUUGGAGGCCUCAGAAAGACCACACUUGCAAAGUUUGUGUUUAAUGAUAAGAAAAUAAAUGAGUAUUUCUCAUCAAAGAUGUGGGUGAGUCUUUCAGGUAACUUUGACAUGAAAGAAGUGAUUAUUAAGAUCAUCAAUUCUGCUAAUGACUCUGCUAAAGUGGAUGCUCCUGCUUACCAACUAAAUUAUAGAGAUUUAGAUAUCGAGCAACUGCAAAAUCAUCUUAUAAACAAACUUAAUGGUCAAAAGUUUCUACUUGUCUUAGAUGACGUGUGGAAUGAAGACUGUGUGGAAUGA